Molecule: messenger RNA, 1809 nt
Organism: Cutaneotrichosporon cavernicola
Lineage: Eukaryota; Fungi; Basidiomycota; Tremellomycetes; Trichosporonales; Trichosporonaceae
Exons: 7
Coding region: 1-1809 (602 amino acids)
Biological process (GO): positive regulation of transcription by RNA polymerase II
Cellular component (GO): nucleus
Molecular function (GO): DNA-binding transcription factor activity, RNA polymerase II-specific; zinc ion binding; transcription cis-regulatory region binding
Source: RefSeq, a predicted model, not a curated record
AUGGACGAUACAUCACAGAAUCGUGUCUCGCCGGAUGACGGUUCCCCACCUUCAGAGGGACGCGCGCGCCCCAAGUUCCGCCGCUCCAAGGACGGAUGCCUGACCUGCCGCCGUCGGAGGAAACGCUGCGACCUCGACCCAGGACCAACGUGCAUGACAUGUCAGCGUCUCAAACUCACAUGCGAGUGGCCAGAUGCGCCGGCGAGGACAACAUCCAACGCUCGUAGUGUACGGGGAACACCGCAACCUCGGCCACCAGACUCGCAUCCCCAGUUCGACCCGCUCGGCCUCCUCGCCUCCGCGUUGGGGAUGCACGAGGCACCUACGAACCCCGCUCCAGUACCUCCACCUCUCCCACGAGAGGUUAUAGCUCAGCCGAGUGUGGGAAGCGGGGACGUUGACCUGAUUCAGAGCUUUCCCUUCCUCGGGGGCUUUGAAAUCGAUGCUGCGACACUACAUCUCUGGGCGGCGGACUGUCUCCAACCACAGCCGCAGCCGCAGCCGGGAAGUGGCAGCUUGCCGGCGGGCUCCCUCGAUAUGAGCUGGUACACUGCUCUAGAUGAGCUUGCUCCUUCUGACACGGAGCCGUCCGCGCCGUCCGCGAGCUCGGACUCGGUAUUAAGCCCAACGUCUGCAAGUACCCGCGAAGGGCGCCGGCAUGCCGACCUCCUAAAGCACUUCCAGACCACGCUGAGCAGUCUCGUGACGUGUUCCGGCGACUCGAAUGGCUUCUCUGCCUUCACUGACCUCGCGGAUAGGAGUACGUCGCUGUACCUCUCGAUACUGGCUUGGGCCGGGCGACAUAUGGCCAACAUGGGUGCUGCGCGGUAUGAGGCCAUCAGUGAGCGGCUGGGCGCCGAGGCGGGCGUCAUGGUCAUCGCCGAGCUUGAGAAGGUCGCUCAGCCGGGAUCGGCUGGGAGGAUGGACGACGAGGACGCCAUGACUGUGCUCGCGACUGCGCUCAUGGUUAUGCAGUUUAGGAUCUGCCGAGGAGACGUGUGGGGCUUCGACGUGCUCGUAGAGCGGGGGGGAUUGCUGGCGUCGUCACUCUUCGAGCGCGUGGAUAGUGCGCAUAAUGUGCGGGCCGCCCAGUUCCUCGACAACUUGAUCUACCACGACGUGCUGAGCUCGUUCGCGUACACGCGCGGCCCCAUGGUGCCAUACGAGCUCAUCCUAAAACACACACAGGGUCAGCUUUCGGCAUUACACACACUCACGGGCGUCAACCUCCCAGUUUUCUGCAUGAUGUACCGCGUAAUCAAGUUGAUCCAGCAAAGACGGCAGACGAGGGAACAGAGCGACGCCCUGCUCGAAGUCUUAGGCUCGGCCGAGCAACUGGAGGACGAGCUCGAAGCCGAGCGUCAACGCGUCGAGGCGCUUGUGCGAUCCAAGCCCCAUCUAGGCGUGCACAGAUACUAUCACGAGGCGUUCCGUACAGCGACGUUGAUACAGAUCCGCGGCUUUGUGCUCUGCGAAUCGCCGUGUUCCCUCAAACUUCGCCUAUUGGUACGCCAGGGCCUCACGCUCCUCGAGACCAUGAUUGAGCGCAACCUCGCUGGGGUGUGUUCGAUGCACUGGGUGCUGUUCAUCAUCGGUGUGAUGGCUCUCCCUGGUGGACCUGGGGACAAUGACCGCGACCGUAUCGACAGACUAUACGACGAGUACGCGAAGCGGAUCGGCGGAUUCCUCAACGUUCCGCGAUCGCGGACACUGAUGCACGAAGUGUGGGCACGGAAUCAGGAGGGAAGGGCGUUCGUCGACUGGCUCGAUAUCGUGCUCGAGUACGACUGGGAGGUGUACUUUGUCUAG